CCUGGGGAAUAAAACACGAGGAACGAGGUUUGAUGAAAAUUAAAGAAGAAAGACAAGAUACAAAAGAGGUGGAAGAGAUGUAUCCGGAUCAGAAAGAUCAUGAUGUCAAUGGAGAAAAAUCAUUGAGUCGCAGCACCAAAAAAACAGAAGUCAAGAGGCCUUUCAGCUGCUCUCAGUGUGAAAAGAGUUUCACACGUAAGGGAUACCUUAAGAAUCACAUGUUAAUUCAUGCUGGAAUAAAGCCUUUCACCUGUCCACAGUGUGGAAAGAGUUUCAUAAGUAAAGGAAUCCUGAGGGAUCACAUGUUAAUCCAUACUGGGAUAAAGUCUUUCAGCUGCUCUCAGUGUGGAAAGAGUUUUAUACAGGAAAGUCAACUUGAAAAUCAUUUGGUAACUCACACUUCAGAAAAACCUUUCUCCUGCUCUCAGUGUGGAAAGAGUUUUAAAAAUAAAUCAAACAUUAAGAGGCACAUGUUAAUUCAUACUGGGAUAAAGUCGUUCAGCUGCCCUCAGUGUAGAAAGACAUUUACACAGAAAUCAAGCCUUAAGGGUCACAUGUUAAUUCAUGCUGGGAUAAAGUCUUUCUCCUGCUCUCAAUGUGGAAAGAGUUUUACACAUAAAUCAUACCUUAGGAGGCACAUGUUAAUCCAUACUGGGAUCAAGUCUUUCAGCUGCUCUCAGUGUGGAAAGAGUUUCAAACAGAAAAGUCAUAUUAAAAAACAUUUGGUAACUCACACUUCAGAAAAACCUUUCUCCUGCUCUCAGUGUGGAAAGAGUUUUAAAAAUACUUCAAUCCUUAAGAGGCACAUGUUAAUUCAUGCUGGAAUCAAGUCAUUCAGCUGCUCUCAGUGUGGAAAGGGUUUUACACAGAAAGAACACCUUAAGAAUCAUUUGGUAACUCACACUUCAGAAAAACCUUUCAGCUGCUCUCAGUGUGGAAACACUUUCACAUUUAAAUCAACCCUUAAGAGGCACAUGUUAAUUCAUACUGGGAUAAAGCCUUUCUCCUGCUCUCAGUGUGGAAAGAGUUUUACAUAUAAAUCAAGUCUAAAGGAUCACAUGUUAAUUCAUACUGGGAUUAAGCCUUUCAGCUGCUCUCAGUGUGGAAAGUGUUUUACACUUAAACCAAACCUUAAAAAGCACAUGUUAAUUCAUACUCUGGUGAAUUCUUUCAGCUGAUCUCAUUGUGGAAAGAGUUUUACACACAAAGGACAACUUAAGAUUCAUUUGGUAACUCACUCUUCAUAAAAGCCUUUCUCCUGCUUUCAGUGUGGAAAGACUUUUACCCAGAUGAAAACCUUAUGGCUUGUUUCCACUGAGCUGUAUGGUACAGUCUAGGGCUGCACGAUAUUGGGAAAAAAUGACAUUGCAAUUUUUCUGUAAUGUAUGUAAUGUUCUGUAAUGUUUCUGUUUUCUGUAUUUUAUUUUUCUGCAAUAUUUUUUUCUUACAAACAAAAACGGGGUGAGCACACUUACAUUCUCAUUUUAAAUUAUUUAAAUAUCGACACCAUCAUGUCAGUUGAUUAAUUAUGCGCAAGGGUGAGAGAGCAAGACAGCGCUCGUUGUUUGAAGACGGCUCGCUCUCUCUCUGUCUCUCUCGUCUCACUUGCAUGUGUUUUUCAGUCCUGUCAACGAUAAACUUUCACUCUAUGAUGGUUA
Messenger RNA from Carassius auratus (goldfish), 1658 nucleotides. Its product is annotated as gastrula zinc finger protein XlCGF8.2DB-like. Gene Ontology annotation, molecular function: DNA-binding transcription factor activity, RNA polymerase II-specific; RNA polymerase II transcription regulatory region sequence-specific DNA binding. Bases 33 to 1178 code for a protein of 381 amino acids. The transcript is spliced from 2 exons. The record is from RefSeq and is a predicted model, not a curated record. Lineage: Eukaryota; Metazoa; Chordata; Actinopteri; Cypriniformes; Cyprinidae. Gene Ontology annotation, cellular component: nucleus. Gene Ontology annotation, biological process: regulation of transcription by RNA polymerase II.